Molecule: messenger RNA, 207 nt
Organism: Linum tenue
Lineage: Eukaryota; Viridiplantae; Streptophyta; Magnoliopsida; Malpighiales; Linaceae
Source: the annotation of a GenBank genome assembly
UCGUCCUCUUCGUCGCCGGAGCGGGUGAGUGGCUCUGAAGAGUUUUUCCCCGCCAAACCCGCCGCAGCCGCAAGCUCUCACCCUCCCCGACGAUGGCUUAGGGUUUGCUUGUCCGACGACUCCUUCUGCGCCUCUUUCUCCGGCCACGGGCGAGUCACCAGUCGGAUGGGUGACGAUUCGAGCACCGUCGCGCCGUCGCCCAGAAAG